UGGAGGCUGGAGCCAGGACUCCCGGAGCGCCCAGCAGCCGCCAGGCCCGCGGACGCGUAACCGCCCCAGCUGGCCCCGGCAGUCCCGAGACGCCCCGAUUCCAGACUAGCCAACCCGGUAGCCCGGGCUUCUGCACCCUCAAGCUCUCGGCGCGGACAGCCCACCGGAGGCCUGAGGCCGAGCCUUCGCCCUGCACACCGCGCCCAGGCUUCUUCCCCGCGACCGCGGCGCCCUCCGCUGGGCCUCCAGGAUCAUGUGGUACGUCAGCACUAGGGGGAUGACCCCUCGGGUCGACUUUGAGGGGGCCCUCUUCUCUGGCUAUGCACCUGACGGGGGGCUCUUCAUGCCCGAGGAGCUCCCGCAGCUGGAUGGAGACACCCUUCGCCAGUGGAGCACGCUUUCCUACCCAGGGCUGGUGAAGGAGCUGUGCAGCUUGUUCAUUGGUCCUGAGCUCAUUCCAAGAGACGACUUAAAUGAUCUGAUCGACCGAGCCUUUAACAGAUUCCGCCACAGGGAGGUGGUGCAUCUGUCCAGGUUGCAGGCUGGGCUGAACGUGCUGGAGCUGUGGCAUGGGACGACGUAUGCGUUCAAGGACCUGUCCCUGUGCUGCACAGCCCAGUUCCUGCAGUACUUCCUAGAGAAAAGGGGGAAACAUGUCACCGUGGUGGUAGGAACUUCUGGGGACACAGGGAGCGCUGCCAUUGAGAGUGUUCAAGGGGCCAAGAAUGUGGACAUUGUUGUUCUGCUGCCCAAGGGUCACUGCUCAAGGAUUCAGGAGUUGCAGAUGACAACAGUGCUGAGAGAGAACGUCCAUGUGUUUGGAGUGGAGGGAAACAGCGACGAGCUUGAUGAGCCAAUCAAGGCGGUGUUUGCUGACGUUGCUUUCGCCAGGAAGCACAAUCUGAUGAGCCUGAAUUCAAUCAACUGGUCCCGGGUCCUUGUGCAAAUGGCCCACUACUUCUUCGCUUACUUCCGGUGUGCACCUUCCAUGGACACGCGCCCGCUGCCUGCUGUGGAGGUGGUUGUGCCAACGGGGGCUGCUGGUAACCUUGCAGCUGGGUGUAUCGCUCAGCAGAUGGGGCUGCCCCUUCGCCUGGUGGCAGCAGUAAAUUGCAACGACAUCAUCCACAGGACCGUGAAGCAGGGAGACUUCUCUCUGGCCAAGGCUGUCAAGUCAACCUUAGCGUCAGCUAUGGACAUUCAGGUGCCCUACAACAUGGAGAGGAUCUUCUGGCUCUUAUCCAACUCUGACAGUCAGGCGACAAGAGCCCUCAUGGAGCAGUUUGAAAGGACCCAAAGUCUGAGUCUCCCCAAGGAACUGCACAGCAAGCUUUCAGCGGCAGUCACAUCUGAGUCUGUGUCGAAUGAGGCCAUCACCCAGGCCAUGGGUCGCUGCUGGGAGGAGAACCAAUACCUGCUGUGCCCUCACUCGGCCGUGGCUGUGAGCUACCAUUACCAGCAGACGGACGGGCAGGUGCCCAGCCCCCACAGUGCUCCCCGGUGCUGCCUGGCUCCGGCCUCUGCAGUCAAGUUCCCAGAAGCAGUCCUGGCUGCUGGGCUGACCCUGGAGACGCCCACAGAGAUCCUGGCAUUGGAGAGCAAGGAGACACGCUGCACCCCCAUGCGGAAGGGUGACGACUGGACACUGAUGCUUCGGGACACGAUUGAGAGCUUAAGCCGGCAGUGGGAGCGGCACUUCCUAGAUGCCUCCCAGUAGCCUGGCUGGUGUUGGUUACCGGCAGGCUUCCAGCCAGGGAGGCACGGCCCGCUGAGCUGCUGGGGCACCUUCCCCUGUUAAGAGUCAGCUUAGGAGAUCUUCAGAGGCUGCCCUGUGCUGUCACCUGCUGGUAGAGUGCCUGGUCAACUGUGGGGAGGAGGCUUGUGGGUGACGGCUGCGGGUGCAAAACACCAGUGCCAGAGUGUGCAGUGACAUCACUGCUGUAGGAGACCUCCUGGCCUGCAAAUGAAGAAUUCUGAACACAAAAUCAACUCGGUGCCAGGUGAGGACUCCAGAUCCUACCUGUGCAGGUGGAGGCUGCUAACUCCACUAAUACAGACCUGGGAUCACCGUUAACUGCUCCCCAAAUCAGAGCCAGAGGGCUUGGUCUGACUGUGAUACCUUCCUUUUUGUUAAAAUGGUGGGACUCCGUGGAAUAAGUGUGUGUUUGGUGUGAUGGUGACACACAGCACAGCCUGUGGGCAGAGACAGGAGGCUGGUGAGUGGCUGUGGUGGUGCCCAGCUGUGAGCCACACCCACCAGCUGCUCCGCAUUGCCCCAGGUAAAGGGGGGGGGCAACAGAGCAAUGAUUGGGGCAUGUGGCACAGGUGGUAGUCAGAGGUGAGGUUCAGGACCACCAGAGUUAGGGAAAGAGUGUGUCUAAUUGCAAAAGGCCAUUUCAUCUGUUGCUUCUGUACCUGCUUUGUUAAACCAAGGCUUAUUUGCAGCAGCUAGAAGCACCCUGUCAGCUACUCCAUAAAGUCCAAACACCUACAUUUCCAUAAAUGCCGCCACCAGCACCCUGCUCCAGAGAAAGCAAGUUAUUCUGUCUUGUGAAAAUGUACCUCUUCCCUCUGUGCCUCAGACCCUGACAGGCCCUAGGAGACUGUCCUUGACGAGGCCACAAGUUCCCCUCCCACGGACUAUGGAAGUCUUGGUCCUCAUGUCUUGUUUACUGCAAAGCUGCACAAGUCAGUCUGACGAAAUAAUAAUUUGUAUUGUGAACUCUGGCAGAACCCCCACUGAAGCUUUCCUGGGGUCUGUAUUCCCGCCUACCUUGUCUGAUGGCUCCCCACAGUAGAUACGAUCUCUAAGCUGAAAGAUGAGAUCCAUUGUUUAAUAUGAUGGGCUGAAACUUCUUCCAUUUAUCCUUACUGAUUAAAAAUUUUAAAAUAUGUUCUCAAAGAUUCAGAAUGAAAAAAGAAUCUAAAACAGCUCCUAAGAAUUUUAUAUGAUCAUAUGUUGGAAGGAUAUUUUGUUGUAUUGAGUUAAAUGAACUAGAUUGUUAAAACGUUCUUUUUCCUUUUCUUCUGACAGUAAAGUUAUGAGC
Condylura cristata (star-nosed mole) is the source of this 3047-nucleotide messenger RNA. It is a transcript of the gene THNSL2, whose product is annotated as threonine synthase-like 2 (S. cerevisiae). The transcript is spliced from 9 exons. Lineage: Eukaryota; Metazoa; Chordata; Mammalia; Eulipotyphla; Talpidae. Gene Ontology annotation, biological process: dephosphorylation; 2-oxobutyrate biosynthetic process. The coding region runs from base 254 to 1717 and encodes 487 amino acids. The record is from RefSeq and is a predicted model, not a curated record. Gene Ontology annotation, molecular function: pyridoxal phosphate binding.